AUGGGAAGAGAGCAACGGCAGGUUAAAAGUCAACAAGAAGUGGAGAAGUUCACCGACAUUGAAAAGCUCUACCUCUACCUCAGGUUACCGGCCGGGCCCAGCAGCAGCGGCAGCAGCAGCAGCAGCAGCACUGACAAAAGCGACCAGACCGCCGUGACCUCCAGCCGCACACAGCAGAUGCAUGCAUUCAACUGGAUCCACAAUCACUUAGAGGAACAUCCGGAGACGUCCCUUCCCAAGCAGGAGGUCUACGAUGAAUACAAGAGCUACUGUGACAAUCUGAGUUACCACCCGCUGAGCGCCGCCGACUUCGGGAAGAUGAUGAAGAACGUCUUCCCCAACAUGAAGGCACGCCGGCUGGGCAUGAGAGGCAAAUCUAAAUACUGCUACAGCGGACUACGGAAGAGGGCUUUUGUUCACAUGCCGUCGUUGCCCAACCUGGAAUUACACAAAACGGGAGACGGACAUCAGUUUGAGGCGUCGGACUCGCCGGGCCAGCUGUCCGGCGUGAAGGAGGAGGUGCUGCUGGCGGCGUGCGGUCUGGUGUGUGAGUGGGCUCAGAAGGUGCUGAGUCGCCAGUUUGACACCGUGGAGGAACUCGCCCGCUUCCUGCUCAACAGCCACUACAUCAGCAACAAGUCCGGGGCAGCCCUCGCCAUCAUGAACAACACGGCGACAGAGAUGAAGUCUCCACAGCCGGUCUCGGCGUUUGUUCCCACGGCGGAGGCCAAUUCCUUCCAGCCUCAGGCGACCACGCUCCCGUCUCCCUCCGUCGACGCCAAGCAGCAGCUCCAGCGGAAAAUCCAGAGGAAGCAACAAGAGCAGAAGCUACAAUCCCCUCAACCUGGGGGAGACGGCCAGGCCAUGAGGGUCGACGAGGGCCCGGCGCCUGUAGGCGGUAUUCUUCCCUGCAGCAGUCCUACUCUUCACUCCCCCCAGCCGACUAUUGGCAUUGUGGUGGCUGCUGUGCCCAGCCCCAUCACGGUACAGAGGAGCAGCCAGCUGAUGUCUCCAAGCCCAGUAGGAUUUGGGGAAAGUAAAGUGCUGCCCAUAAACCUGCAGGUGGUGACGCAUCCAGUUCAACCUGUGAAACAAAACCAAAAGGCCACCCAAAAUAUUCUAGCCAGUCCAAUAAGUGACCGCUCAGCACGGCAGCGUUAUGCUCAAAUCUUACCCAAACCCUCGACUGCUGGCACCAUUGCUUUGCGCUCGCCUUCCUCCAUGCUGAUCGGUAACAGCCCUGUCAAGACUGUGAUGCCAGCUUGUCACGUCAGCUCAGUCAAUUUGGUCAAGAUGACGUCCAUAUCUCUUGCACCCAACAAUAGCACUUACACCUCAACCCUCACAAACAGUGCUUUACGGCCAGUCUCCGCCGGGGCCGGCAGCUCUGGAGGUGCAGAAGAGGUCAGGUCCAGCCCAAAGAUGAGGUGUGGGUCUGCUGCCCCUAUAGCCAAGCCAUGGCCGACUGCUAACACCCAUAACAUUGAUGUUGAAAUGGAAGUUGAAGCUAUACAUGAAAGCAGACAACAUUUAAGUUCUAGUAGAGUGACACUGAAUCAGGGAGGAGCAGUGGUAAACAAAGUUGGUGGGGCUGUACCAAGGGCUGCCAGUGUGCCUAUACCUCAAACUAAAGGCGCCCUGGGACUGGAGGAAUCAUCUUACACUAAAUGCAUUACAAAUCCAUCAGCAAGUACUUUCGCUUUGGCAGCUACAGACAGCAGCAGCAUUAAUGGCACCAGUAAUGAAAGCACUUUGCAUUUGUCUGUCUCCACUGAGCAAACCAGCCUCAUCUCAGGUCUAAAUACCAGCCCUGCACCGUCGUUUGUGGGAAAUGGUGAUGGGGCAUCCUCCAAAGAUACUUUCUUGUCCUCCAAAAGCCCAAGAAAACGCUCAAGCUUCAGUCCAGAGUCUCAUCUCUCUCCAGUCAAGAGGGUCUUAGUCUCUCAGCAGGCGGUAGGGGGCUCUGAUUACCAUCAACGUGAGACCAGCACCACCGCGAGGAACCACCCUAUGCAAGGAACUCCGGUUAGACCUGAAAGUGCACCAGCCAUCGGCAAAGUUACCAUGAAAAUGAACUUAGCCAUGACCCCGCAAGUCCUCGGUCUUGCUAAACCCCCCUUUAGAGGCAGUGGCUUCCAAACUGUCGCCAAAACACAGAGCGAGCUACAGAGGAAAAACACUCCCACUGUUAUGGAAACCAGCACUGCAGUAGCUCAGACGCCAAUCCAGCAAAACCAGCAGCACACCAUAGGCAAUAUGCAAACCAUAUCCACCAGCCCUGAAAUCCACAAGCACUGUGCCAUCAGUCACCUUAAGAGUUCUGUCGCCAUCACAGGAGAACCAGGAGGAGCCCAACAACAGAAUUACACUCAGUCAGCGGAGCAAGUGGCUCAGAAGAGAUCAUCAUCCACCCCGCUCUUCCAACCUCUUCCCUUGGCGGGUCAGGCUCCAGCUUCCAUUCAGCUCUCCUUGCCGACAGAUAUGAACUUCUUCCCCUUAGAUGAUGAUGAGGAGGAGGAUGAUGAUGUAACCCAGGACAGCAUUGUCGAGGAGCUGGUGCAGAUGGAGGAACAGAUGAAGCUCAACAACCUGCAGAAGUUUGGAGGUUGCGUCACCCUUCACGGCCCGCAGGCUGCCAUGCAGCGCAGCCUCGUGUCAUCCCGCAACAACAUGACUCCUUUCUACCCCUCCACAAACAGUAGCACCCCGGUUCAAACGCCAACCCCCACUCCGACACCUACUCCAACACCGACCUCUGACGUGAUCGGAGGGGUCCGAGGCCUGACCAGAGAGAGCCCCUGUUCUCACGUCACCCCCACCACCCCAGUGGAUGCCAUACUGGGGAACAAUCGCCAAACCCCCAUUGGUACCCCACACUCGGGCUGCAGUAGCACCAUCCCUCCCAGUCCAGUUGAGUGCAGGAACCCCUUUGCAUUCACACCCAUUAACUCCAGCACGAUGGGAUACUGCGACGGCAGCUCUAUCUCAAGCAGCCCCGUCAAGCCCAUGCAGAGGCCAAUGGCCACUCACCCAGAUAAGGCCAAGCUGGAGUGGAUGAAUGACAACUAUAACAGUGGAAUGGGAAUCCUCCCCAGCUAUCAGGAUCUGAUUGAUGACCACUUCCAAAAGCCCCAUGCCUUUGCCAUCCCUGGGAAGUCCUUCCAUCCUCAGGUGCGGCACCACGAUACCUAUUUCGGCCGUCUGACCCCCAUUUCCCCUGUGCAGCAGCAAGUAGCUAGCAUGGCUAACAUGUCCAAGCAGGAGGGCUUUGCUGUACCCGCUCCUCUGGACACCAAAGCCCCCAACAUGCCCGCAACAGCUGUCACUUUCAGGUGUCGUAGCGUAAGCCCGGCUGUGCCACAGCGAAACCUGAGUGUGAACACCGGAAACGUGGCCCCUCCACAUCUCAGCCACACGGCGACGUCACCCUUCAACUCACCUGUGACUCCUGAGCUUUUAAACAUUUUCGCCAAGAGCCAGGCAAACCUCAGUGUGAACAGCAUGGCGCAGAGGAGCCGCUCUGUGCCACUCAACGUCAUGAUGCAAACCGAGGUUCCGCCCGUACAGGGUCAACACUGCAACGGCCAAAAAAUCACGGCUGUCCUACUGAGCAAAAUGGAUGAAGAGCACAAUGAUGCCUUGCAGGGCCUGAGUGUCAAUAACUUGCCCUCCAGUUACACAGCAUGCAUGAACCUCAGCCAGAACCUGGAGUCUGCCCCUGGCUUCCCCUGCAGCCCCAAUCACACCUUGGUGGAUUCGGCUGACACCAGCAGGGUGUUUGAGUUCCAGAAGCCAAAUUACAUUGUGAAAAAUGUUGUUGGUGAUCAACAUGUUCUUUCUGCACGUGACGGCCAAGUACAAUCAGCUGCACCAAACCAGCUUCUACGGCAGGACCAGGCCUUGCCGCUGACCCAGAAACCUCAACAGCAGAAGCGGGAGCAGCAGCAGCUGGAUUUCAGCACGACUGUUAAAGAACUCCUCGCCAGCGGCAGCCUUACGCCUGAUGGCCGGCUUUCGGAGCAAGUCUCAGAGGUGAACGCCAGGGUUUUGGAGUUUCCCGGUGAAAUCAGAAUGACCUCUGAGCUCUCCAGUAGCAUUAAUGACCUCAAUACUUUGGAUGCAAACCUUCUGUUUGACCCCAAUCAGCAACAGGAGCAAUAUCAAGAUGCUACGCCGGAGGAACUGAUGAACGAUCCGUUAUUUCAACAGAUCUGUAACGAGACUGCGAACUCGAGUGGAUUUGAUUGGCUUGAAAGCAAAGAUCAUCCCACUGUUGGACUAAUGGGAUGA
Lampris incognitus (smalleye Pacific opah) is the source of this 4290-nucleotide messenger RNA. RefSeq names its product DNA-binding protein RFX7-like. Gene Ontology annotation, molecular function: DNA-binding transcription factor activity, RNA polymerase II-specific; RNA polymerase II cis-regulatory region sequence-specific DNA binding. The transcript is spliced from 8 exons. NCBI's taxonomy places the organism in Eukaryota, Metazoa, Chordata, Actinopteri, Lampriformes, Lampridae. Bases 1 to 4290 code for a protein of 1429 amino acids. Gene Ontology annotation, biological process: regulation of transcription by RNA polymerase II. The record is from RefSeq and is a predicted model, not a curated record.